CGGCCGCCCCCAUGGCUACCAAAAUCGACAAGGAGGCGUGCAGGGAGGCGUACAACCUCGUCAGGGACGAUGCCACCGAGGUGAACUGGGUGACUUUUAAAUACAAUGGCUCCACAAUCGUCCCUGGCGACCAAGGGGUAGACUAUGAAACCUUUAAAAGGAAGUGCACAGAUGAUGUUCGAUUAUUUGGCUUUGUCCGAUUCACCACCGGCGAUGCCAUGAGCAAAAGAGUCAAGUUUGCCCUCAUCACUUGGAUUGGAGAGGAUGUCAGUGGCCUGCAGAGAGCCAAAACUGGGACCGACAAGACUCUGGUCAAAGAAGUAGUACAGAACUUUGCCAAAGAAUUUGUGAUCAGUGACCACAAAGAGCUGGAUGAGGACUACAUCAAGAAUGAGCUGAAGAAAGCAGGGGGGGCUAAUUACGAUGCACAGACUGAGUAACCGCACGAACCUCCUGGCACCAUCACUUGGAUCUCAAAGGGAGGGGAAAGGCACAGCAAACUAACACAACUGAGAGAUGAGGCAACUGAAAUCCCCAGCUUUCUGUGUGUGCACCUGAGAACUCCCUUUCUUUGCAUACAGCGGACUUUUAUUUUCCAUCCCAUCUCAUGAAACAUCCCUCUCUGGGGUUCUGUUCCCCCCCCCCCCCCCCCAUUUUUUUACUCAUAACUCUGUCCAUGUUCUUGCAUCUGCAGCCUUUAGGUUUGGCUCUGCUUUGGUCCUGUUCAGCACUGUGUUCGUAGAGGCUUGCCAUCGUGUCCUUCUUCCUAUGUGUGCAUGUCUGUGUGUGUUUUAGUUGGGCUCAACCUGGUCUCUGAGGGGAGAAAGUUUUCAGGGAGUUCUGAACAUUCAUUAUUUUAGUAUUUUUU
This is a messenger RNA of Charadrius vociferus (killdeer), 868 nucleotides long. RefSeq names its product coactosin-like F-actin binding protein 1 (gene COTL1). Gene Ontology annotation, cellular component: cortical actin cytoskeleton; site of polarized growth; plasma membrane. The record is from RefSeq and is a predicted model, not a curated record. The transcript has 4 exons. The coding region runs from base 12 to 440 and encodes 142 amino acids. Gene Ontology annotation, molecular function: actin filament binding. Lineage: Eukaryota; Metazoa; Chordata; Aves; Charadriiformes; Charadriidae. Gene Ontology annotation, biological process: regulation of actin filament polymerization.